Molecule: messenger RNA, 1398 nt
Organism: Mesorhabditis belari
Lineage: Eukaryota; Metazoa; Nematoda; Chromadorea; Rhabditida; Rhabditidae
Source: the annotation of a GenBank genome assembly
AUGGAGGUGCAAGCGGGUGGGAGUGAGCGAAAAGAAGUGGUUGAUGAUCUCGUGAAACAAUUGAAAGCAUUGGGUAGAGUGAGAGGAAGUAAAAAGGGGAAAGCUGAAGGAAAAGGAGAUGAGGAGACGAGAAGGGAGCUCACGAUCAAGAUGAGACACAAGAAUACGCUUACAAAGAUUGCUUUGCCGCGAAAUGAAAACGGGACGGUCGACUGGAAUGAUUUGGACAACUAUCUACAAAGGGAAUACAGAAGACGAAUGAAUAUGUACUAUACCUAUCAUGGCAGCAACAUCAUGGUAGCAAUCCGUGAUCAAAAAGAGUUAGAUACAGCGGUUCAGAUGGUGGAUCGAAGUGGGCAACGAAAUUUGUACAUAAUCCUUUCAAUGCACGAGAGCUCAACAUCUUCCUCGUCUUCUUCAUUGUUACCAGAUGAAUCAGGCACAUACACGUUAAGGGUGGUUGAGGUUCCGUAUACAAAUAACACACCAGAGCCGGUGGUUUCCUCGCGAAUGCUGAGUGCGGACAGUGCGGACAGUGGAUCGGUCUUCAUUUAUGCCGGCAAGUUAUUCUUAGCCAGCAGUGCGACAAGUGCUCAACCGUCUUUGCCAGUGAAUUGGAGGAAAGGACGCUGCUUGGGGAGAGGAGCUUUUGGAGAGGUUUGCAUCGCCUACGAUGUCGAUUUGUCGCGAGAGGUCGUCUUCAAGCAUAUCGUCAUUUCGCCGGAUGAGACAACACGCAGAGAUCUGCACACGCUUGAGACUGAUGUUGUACGAUUGGCACAAAUACGGCACGUCCGACUUGUGCAAUAUCUCGGCGUCUCAAUAAUCCCAACUGAUAUCAUGAUUUUUAUGGAAUACAUGGCUGGCGGUUCGGUAAAGGAUCUUCUAAACCAGUAUGGGAAACUGGCGGAGAAAGUCGCCGAAAGAUACACGAAACAAGUGCUUGAAGGGCUGCAAUUCUUGCACGAAGAGCUCAUCGCUCAUCGGGAUAUCAAAAGUGCAAACAUUCUCCGUGAUCUCUACGGUAACGUAAAAAUCGGAGACUUUGGAUCAGCCAAACAAUUGCAAGCUCUAGCUACUCAACGAGGUUCUUGCGGCGGUACACCGCAUUACUUGGCUCCUGAGGUGGUGCUCGGGCAAAGAGAAGCCGGUCGUCGAGCGGAUAUUUGGAGUAUGGGAGUGACACUGGUGGAGAUGUUGACUGGCAAAGUACCGUAUCGGGAACUGCCCGACAUCGAGGCAACGCUAAAGAUCGCUUUCGAGGAGCCACAGUGUCAAUUGCCGGAGAAGAUAAACGAGAGCCUACAAACUCUGACAAGAAGUAUGAUGACAAAAAGUUAUGAGGAUCGUCCCACCGCUCGUCAACUUCUCGAAACAACCAAAUGGAAUCUUACCGAC